Coprinopsis cinerea okayama7#130 is the source of this 2553-nucleotide messenger RNA. RefSeq lists its product as hypothetical. The transcript has 3 exons. The record is from RefSeq and is a predicted model, not a curated record. Lineage: Eukaryota; Fungi; Basidiomycota; Agaricomycetes; Agaricales; Psathyrellaceae. The coding region runs from base 1 to 2553 and encodes 850 amino acids.
AUGGCGACUAGUACCCAGUCCUUAUCUGCGUUCAGCAAUGAAGAAUUGCGUAAAAUCUUCAAACCCGCCCUUCAACGACUUCGAACAAUCCUCAAUAAUCACCAGCAUUUGCCUCAGGAUGAAGACUGGCCGCACAAGGUGCGGCGGGCGGUUAUGGGUCUUGUGAAGAUAUGUAAUAAAAUCCCAUCGACGUGUCCCCUCUAUGCCGGUCACCCCAUCAAAGCGCUCUUCGACCAGAUUCGUGCCAAACCCGGACUGCUCCAUCCCGGCACCCCGCUCGACCUAUCCUUCUUGAAGGACGUCAAACCAGACGAAUCCUUAUACCUUGACCCAUUUGACGAGCACCACCCCCACGCGUAUAUCGACCAAACCCUCGACUUUAUCGCCCAAUGGCAGAUCCCUCCACUUUCUUCGGAUCCACCUGCCCACCAAUCGGGAAUGGCCAACGACAAGGGAACCUCCACAGGGAAAGGAAAGGAAAAGGAGAACGAGGGUGGUGGUACUGCCGACCGCGAAGCAAACGGCGAAGCAGGGGACGAGGAGGAGGAGGAGGACGAGGAGGACGAGGACAAGGACAAGGAGGUGCACAACCGGAGCCCCAUGGCUAUCAGGCGGUCCCCGCGCAAACGAGCCACUACUUCGGGUGCUCCUGGUGGAGGAUCUGGUUCAGGAACUCGCGCCGCCUUCGUUCUCUGCGACCGAUGUUUGAAAGCCAAGGCUCUCGCCGAACAUUCGAAAGCUCUAGGCAAGAAAUUCGACCAAAGCAAUCUCGAACCGCCCUGUACACCUCCCGGCAGUGGAAGUUGUCCUCGUUGCGCUAACGGCAAGAAAAAAUGCGAAAGGCUUCUCAACGGUGACGCCAUCAAAGCCCUAGCCGUUGCUCUGAAGCGCGGUCGCCAGCGUAAGAGCGCAGUAGCCCCCGACGACCCCGCCCUCCAACCGCCGCAAAGCAACCAAGAAGUAUCGACCGUCAAGAAGUCCUCCAAGCGCAAGAGCGCCGCUUACAUUGAGGACUCCGACGUCGACAGCAACAGCCCUGCCGCCGCCGCCGAUUCAGAGAAUACCCCCGCCGCCAAGAAACCGCGCAUGGACCACGCAAAGUCCGUGCCCGCCUCCGAGCACGACAGUUCAAAAGCGGGGGUGAAGGCCAAGCCUAUCGCGAAACGGAUGGGCAAGGGGUCCAAGGCCACCACACCUCUGGAUCCUCUGUACGUCUCGGCAAUGCCGCCUGGUCCAUCGACCGUGGACGCGCAGAUUGUCUACGCCGGGACGAAAGAACUGGGCCCGCUGUAUCACCCGACAAACGCCCAACCCAUGGUUUUCAGCAAACCGCUGUCAAUUGCGCCGCCCACCGACUCCACGGUAAUCCCCGCCUAUCACACAGAGUUGCCCACCGGCAAUAUUGUGGCUGACUUAGUGAACUGUACAUCGAAGCAAGACGCCUUCGAAGGUCGGAUGAACCAGGCGGAGUCGCGCGUUCGCGGUCUGACUGCCGCCGUGAACAGGUUGGAAGAGACAACUCGUACCCCCACUGUUCGUCGCGGUGAAUUCGAUGAGCUGCACCGGAAGAUCGCAUUUCUGGAGAAGGACUUCAACGAACGCGAGGCCAGACUUGAAAAAACAACUGACAGCGCACUGGCAUUGGUUCGGACCUGGGAGGAGCGGAUGAAGGCGUAUGAGGCGCGGAUGGAAGGCAUUGAGGAGAGGAUGGUGGAACUCACCAAUAAAGUGGAUAGUGCGGCCAACAAUUCGGUCAACCAACGGGUGUCGGAUCUCGACAGAAAAGUCGAGCACGCGGUUACGACAUGCUCCAAGGCAUCGCGCGAGGCAGAGAAUCUUCAGCAAGAAGUCAAGAGGGACCUCAAAGGUCUUUACGUUGUGGAAGGAAACGUCCGGGAACUCCUGGGCAGGAUGGCGGAUGCCGAACGGCAGUUGGAAGCGCUGGGCGAGCGGUGCCAAGGGUUACAGGGCGACAGCGACGAGAUUUGGGAUCGCCUUACGACAUCGGUCAACCAGAGUACCCUUGAGGCGGUACUUGACAGGUUAGGAGGGGCUCCACGAUGCAGCGACAGUCGCACUUUGGUCGACAGAGGGACAAGUCCUGCAGGAGAAAUUCCAGCCGCAGCGCCUCCGCAGGUGGUGAGUCGAGCGACGAGUCCGCUUCCCGCCCCGCUUCAAACCGAUUUCACCGACCGAGCGACGAGUCCCAUCCCCGACCAAACACUGCACCCGACCCGCCUCAAUAUCACGGAUGCCGCCCCGAUUGACCGCCCCGCCUCUACAUUCACCGCCCCGCCGUCCGCCUCAGUGGCAGCCGCCACCGCCCUUCGAUCGCCGCCAGCGCCACUCUUUAUUCCUCCUGAUAGCGCCGGGUCUGAAGGACCGUCUCCGGCUCCUGAUGAUGUAGCCCCUGACUCACCGUUGUCCCCCCCUCCAGACGAUCCUGAGGACUUGGUGGUGGGUGCUCGGCGGAAGGCCACCAAAGUCCAGGUCAAUCCAGAAGGUGCGGCGGCCAUUGGAACCCGGCGGUCUAAGCGACCAAAAAAGAGUUAG